This is a messenger RNA of Lampris incognitus (smalleye Pacific opah), 829 nucleotides long. RefSeq names its product beta-2-microglobulin (gene b2m). Gene Ontology annotation, biological process: positive regulation of T cell activation; peptide antigen assembly with MHC class II protein complex; immunoglobulin production involved in immunoglobulin-mediated immune response. Gene Ontology annotation, cellular component: MHC class II protein complex. Lineage: Eukaryota; Metazoa; Chordata; Actinopteri; Lampriformes; Lampridae. Bases 92 to 439 code for a protein of 115 amino acids. The transcript has 4 exons. Gene Ontology annotation, molecular function: MHC class II protein complex binding. The record is from RefSeq and is a predicted model, not a curated record.
AGUCUGGACAAAAACAACUCGGGAUACUUUCGUUUUGGUCCGGACAAACCCGGUCGUCUGUUGUAGGGAGUCGUGUGGGUCAAACUAAACCAUGAAGACGCUGAUCUGCACAGUGUUGUUCUGCAUCUUUGCAGCCUCAGUGGCGAAGGAGUCCCCACCCCAGGUUCAGUUGUACAGCCAGAGACCUGGAUACCUUGAAGAUGAGAACAUCCUGAUCUGUCAUGUAACGGGCUUCCAUCCCCCAGACAUCACGAUUCAGCUCCAAAGGAACGGCGUGUAUAUCCCUGCUGCCAAGCAGACGGCUUUGGCCUUCAACGAAAACUGGCAGUUUUACCUCAUCAAGAGUGCUUCCUUCACUCCUAGCAAACAUGACACCUAUACCUGUAAUGUCAAUCAUAUGGGAAAAAUCAAGAUAUACACCUGGAGUCCAGAUGUGUAAGUCUUUGAUGUGCAGGCCUGAAGGUCCUCUGAGACUCUGCAUUCAUCUACCACAUCUAGUGGAAGGGAAAAGCAGUUAAGGUUGAAGAUGUUCCCUGGUUCACACAGUCUUUUAACUGGAUAAUUGAUGGCAGAAUCCAGAUAACCCACUUUCAUUGAUUCUUAAGUAUAAAAGCUUUAUAUUGUGUUUUGGAAUUGAUGUCUUUCUAAUGCCAAAACAUGACAGAGUAAUAAGUUGAGUUUGAAUUUACAAUAUCCUACAUGGAAUGUACUUCCAUGGACUGAAUGUGUCAGGCCAUGCAAAUAUUACAUAGUCCAUGUUGAUAUUACAUUUCAAAUGUAACGAUAAAAAUUAUGCCCUGAGUCUUAAAUAAAUCAAAAAUCCAUGUUC